CAGAGGGACGAGGUGUGCUUAUAUUAAACGAAGACACCUGCAGGCGUGGCCGCUCGUGGCCCAAAGAUGCCUUGCGUUCGCUACCUGCCCACCUACCCUACCCAAACAGUAGGCUGCCUCGAGAAGUUUCUACACGUUUGUUUCUUCUUGUUGGACUCCUCUUCCAGUUGCUGCCGUAUCUUCAUUUUGGCACAUUCUCGUGAUUCCAUCGCAAGAGUUACUAGCUCUUUAUGAAACCAAUAAAUUGCAUAGCAUAGAGGCUUUCUAUUUCAGUACAAUACCAGUCUUUCACUACUGUACUGGUCUUACAGCAUAAGCCCUACUACAUUAUCGGCCAUCUAUCCAUCUACCUAUACUAGUCAAACAACCUAACUCUACAUAUAGCGACUAUGGACUGGAGGAAGCGUACACCCAAACCCAAACCCAAACCCAAACCCAAGCCACCGUGCCGUUUUUUUGCCCAGCAUGGCAGGUGUAGAUUUGGGACGGAAUGUAGAUUCUCGCAUGAUAGUUCGUCGUCUCAAGCGGGCUCAUCUCAGGCAAGGGCACAUCCUGAUAAUCGCCGGGAGACGCUGCCUCCUGCCGGCGACCGUCUUCGAGAAUGGAAGCAACUACUCAAAUCGAACUCUUCGAAUUGGCGCCCCAGUCGUUCGUCUGCCUUCAUGAGCUCCCAGUCAUGCGAUCAAUUUUUCAAGCUCGCUCUUGAGUUAAUGGAAGGAGACAUUGGGGCUUCACAGGAGACAGUCAAGCUUAUGGCCCAAGAAGCAGGCCUUGACUUCAUCAAGAAUCUUAUCGAUCGACAAAUCCCCGAGGCCAGAGACGAACCGACUAAAGCUCGCCUAUGGUUAAACCAAAUACGGCCAAUGUUCCUUGUCCUUACCCACCCCCGAGUUGUUGAUUCCAAUGUGCUUGAGCAACAAGUCGCCACCAUUUACAAUUUCAUCCAGGGUAUUGGCAGCAGACGGAUGAAAACGCUAUUUGAUUUCGUCUUAGGAUUGCUUGAAUCUUGUUCUACUAUGCUCGUGGCUGAAGAGGAUGCAGAUGGAUUAUCCGCUUGCGAACUUUCGCUCUCGAUCUUAGCUGCCAUAGUCGACUGCAAUACUAGUAAUAUCGUCAACGACAUUUUUAACCAAAUCAUCGAGCAGUUCGGGAACCGCGUCCGAGCUACCAGCGAUUCCCCCGAUAAUUUCUCGAAAUUGCAAGCUGAGAAAUAUCUGCAGUACCUCGAACGACGCCUCGGGGUUGGUGGCGCUCUAGACGAAGCCGAGACAGGACAUCAAGUUUCGGUGACGAGAGCCGAAUUUAUCAUGAGGAAAGAUAUGCCUGGGCAACUCUCGGCGGACGGGCCUCGACAUGACAACGAUCACGAUGAUUUCCGCAAGAUCAAAAUCCUGCCUACGUAUGAAGAAAUUACUUCAAUACGAAAUGAAUACUUACCGACUACCGACUCAGCCUUAUUCCAUAGACCAGGUAUUCAUGGGCGUCUCGACCGAGAAUUCCGUCUAUUGCGAGAAGAUACUGUGGGCCAACUUCGAGAUGCGAUUGCAACACAGCUCGAUGCUAUGCGAAACCCUCAGCGCAAGCAAGGUCGUGGAAAUAAAAACAGUGCCCGCACUUACGCAUAUGACCAAGUUUCAGUUGUUAAUCUCGGUUUCGGCAGGAAUAAAGGCAUGGAAUUACUUGUUGAAUUCUCUCAACCCACAUCGAAAAAGACCCCUCAACAGCGGCGAGAUUGGUGGGAACAUUCUAAGCGUCUCCAGCCUGGUGGCCUCGUUUGCAUUUUUUCUGAAAGGCAAGAUGUGUUGUUCGGUGUCGUUAGCGAAAGCACGAUCGUGACAGAAGGGCCGAAAGGAAAUACCCCUGACGACGAAGAGUCUUCGAAGAAGCCAUCUCUUGCCGAUAACGAAAAUUUUGCCUAUGUCUAUCUGCAUCUUGCUGAGGCUUGCUCUAGGGAUAUUGGACAAACUCUCAGAUGGUUUCAGUCUAUCGGUUACUACAAGCAGCAACGAUGCCUUGUAGAGUUUCCUCGUGUUCUAUUACCUUCAUUCCAACAUACUUUAAUGGCUCUCCAACGCAUGUCAGCAAAGUCUAAUGUGCCCUUCGACGAUCUGCUUGCUCCAGCUGAGCAGAAGCUGGAACUAGACACUAAAGUGGUCGGCGCUCCUCAUUACACAACUAAACCAGGCUUCUCCUUCGACUUGAGUUGCUUAACGAAUGAUGGUGUACCCUUAGACCACUCACCUCGAGCUCCCCUCAAUCCCCAAGUAUUGUCAACUCAUUCUUCACUCGAUAUGACUCAAUCUAGUGCUCUCCUGAACGCGUUAUCGAGAAGAAUGGCUCUAAUACAAGGGCCACCUGGCACUGGGAAAAGUUACACUGGCGAAAAGAUCAUAAAAGUACUACUCGCAAACAAACGCCGGGCCAGCCUGGGACCUAUUCUCUGUGUAUGCUAUACCAACCACGCCCUAGACCAGUUGUUAGUACACUUGAAGCGCGAUAAUGUCAAAAUCAUUCGGAUUGGGUCAAGAUCGAAGGCGGAAGAAUUGGAUGGCUUGAAUCUCCGUGUUGUAGCCCAAGCUGCGGAACGUACGAAGUCCGAAAACGGAUCCCUACGAGAUCUAAGGUCAAAACGCGAUGAUGAUGUUCGUUCGAUAACACGUUCAAUCGCGGAUCUUGCAUCCUGCCAAGAUCCGAAAAAAUUACGGGACUACUUAUAUGUCUCUCAUCCCCAACACUAUGAUGCCUUAUUUUCCAUCGAAGACGAUGAGGGCUUCCGAAAACAAUAUCAUCCCAGUCCUGGUCAGCUUUUUACUCAAUGGAGAAAUAGCGGAAAACAGGAUGGCUCCACUCCUCGUGACAUCGAUGAUUUGGUUAAUUCGGAUCUUUGGGCCAUGACUAAUGCUGAGAGGUCACGCAUAUACAAUUUCUGGAUACGAAGUAUACGUGAUCCGUUCAUAGACGAUAUCAUACGCGAACACCGGAGUUAUCAAUACACCAAUGAUGCAUUAAGCAAAGUCUCUCGUGAUCUUGACCUCCGAUGUUUACACGAGUCAGAUGUUGUUGGGGCUACAACCACUGGUCUAGCAAGAAAUAUCGAAUUGCUCCAAAAACUGAGAUGUAAGGUAAUGCUGUGCGAGGAGGCCGGCGAAGUUCUCGAGGCACACGCUCUUACUGCUCUACUCCCAUCCGUCGAGCACGCCAUUCUCAUCGGUGACCACCAACAAUUAAGGCCCCAGAUUGUGAACUAUGAUCUUCAAAGCACAAGCCACCGAGGGGCUCAAUACUCUCUGGAUAUCUCGCUAUUUGAGCGCCUAAUUAAUCCGGAAUAUGACACCGAUCCAAGACUACCGUUUGAUACACUAGAGACCCAAAGACGAAUGCACCCGAAUAUAUCCGAACUGAUUCGAUCGACCUUAUAUCCAUCACUAGAAGAUGGAGGGGUGGUGGCCAAGUAUCCAGAAAUAUACGGUAUGAAGAAACGCUUAUUUUGGUUGCACCAUGAGUCGCCGGAAGACCGGGCAAUACGGCUCGAUCCAACGACAACUUCACACACAAACACAUUUGAAGUUGAGAUGACAGUAGCACUUGUCCAACACUUGGUAAGGCAAGGAUCGUAUGGUGCAGAUGAUAUCGCCGUCAUUACGCCUUACCUAGGACAGCUCCAUCGUCUCCGCCGCCAGAUGGGGGGAUUAUUUGAAAUAUCGGUUGGUGAGAGGGAUCUAGACGAGCUUGAAGCUCUUGAGGCAGAUAAGUCGACACAUGAUAACACAGUUGCUCAGCCACAGAAGCCUCUCGCCGUCAAGAGAACACUUUUGAAGAGCAUCCGACUAGCCACUGUCGAUAAUUUCCAAGGCGAAGAGGCCAAAGUAGUGGUCAUUUCGCUCGUGAGGAGCAAUGAUGAGAAUAAAUGCGGCUUCCUAAGCACCUCCAACCGUAUCAAUGUCCUGCUGAGCCGAGCCCAGCAUGGCAUGUAUCUAAUUGGGAACGCCAAUACCUACCGACAUGUAAGCAUGUGGGCCAAAGUGCUAGGAAUCCUUGAAAAAAAUGGAGAUAUUGGGAAAGAGCUAGAGCUACAGUGUCCCCGGCAUCCAGAUCCCAAAGAGCCUCUCUUAGUAUCUAAAGCUGAUGAUUUCUUGAGAGUUGCACCCGAGGGGGGUUGCAUUCUUCGCUGCGACCAACGUUUGCCCUGUGGACAUUCUUGUAUCAACAGAUGUCAUCAUGAGAACCUACAUAACGCUGUCAAGUGCCUCGAGCCUUGUCCUAGACUCAAAAAGGGCUGCCAGCACCCUUGCAGGCUUUCUUGCGGUGAUGCUUGCAAACUCAAGUGUGACGAGUACCUAAAGGGCCUCUGUAUCACCCUGGCCUGCGGUCAUACAAUAUCCGAGGCCCGUUGUUGGGAGGCGCAAGAUCCUUCAUCUAUCGUGUGCAAUCAAAUGGUCAAGAAGGAGGUGCCUGGUUGUGGCCAUAUGGUUGAAGUUUCCUGUCACAUUGACGUCGGCGCCGAUCUUUACAGAUGCGGAAAGAUAUGCCUCGAUCCUCACCCAUGUGGCCAUUCCUGUAAACGUCUAUGCUGUCGAUGCAAAGUGAGGAAAGGGGGUGAGAUCAUCACUACGGACCAUGGAAUGUGCGUGCAGGAAUGUGGCAGACAAUACACGACGUGUCGUCAUAAAUGUCGAAAACCGUGUCAUGGUGACACUGCAUGCCCUCUAUGUCCAGCGUCCUGCGAAGUCCGUUGCAGUCAUUCUAAAUGCAGCAGGAAGUGCCAUGAACCAUGUGCACCAUGUGCCGAGCAGACUUGCUCAUCAAGCUGCCCUCACUCGCAAUGCACCAUGCCGUGCGCUGCUCCCUGUGACUGGGUGCCUUGCUCGAAAAGAUGCGAGAAAACUUUGGGCUGUGGACACCAAUGCCCAUCUAUAUGUGGAGAGGCCUGCCCCGACGAGAAAUUUUGUCAGACAUGUUGUUCCCAAGAUAUAAAGAAAAUCAGGACAGACUUCAUCAUGUUCACAGAAUACCAGGAAGUUGAUCUAAAUGAGGACCCCUGCCUCUUCCUUGACUGUGGUCACAUCGUCACGAAGACUAACAUGGAUAGCAUCAUGGACAUGAAUGCCCAUUACAAAAUGUCAGCUGAGGAAAACCCAACAGCCAUCAGGAAUGCGUCCAACCCGUUUGAAAUAGAUGAAGUCAAAACCUGUCCCGAUUGCCGUGGAUCUCUCCGAAAUAUUGCAAGGUAUGGACGUAUUGUCCGACGGGCUAUGCUUGACGAGGCCACUAAGAAAUUUGUCGCCUGGUCUCAGAUGGAGUAUGCGAGAUUGGCAACCAGCUUGCUUGAUGUACGGGAGCGCAUAUCGGAGACACCGGUGUCUCCAGAAGGACCGCGACAAACCACUCAAUCUGACAAGAUAGUGAAACUGACAAUCGGGCGUGCGAAGCAGAUCCAGCUUAUCCAAGAUUGGCUAGGCGGUAACAGAUACGAAGAAGCUAUCAAACUCUGGCGCCGGUUAAACGGAUUCAUUGGAAAUGUGAGAAGAGAGGAGCAACCGCUCCAAAAGGUCAACGACUUUGUCCAAUAUGCUAUACAGGAACGGAGACUUCAAGGAACGUUCGCCUUUGACGAAACGAAGAUCCAGCAUGGAGCUCUCUUCCAAGCAUGUUCACUUUGGUUGAAAUGCGACAUUAUUAUCAUCUCUGAUUUUAUGGUACAAUGGGAAAGGCUACGGUCCUCCCGCAAUAAACUUGAGUUGGAGCUUUCCCAGCACAUCAAGGACUGCGACGCUUUAGCGGAAGGCGCUCGAAUGGCGAAGCAUCCUAGACAAGAAGCAGAGGCUUACAUUUACUAUGCGCAGUUCUGUGCCUUCAGCCGGGCAUUUUCGCUGUAUAACGAGAAUUCCAACGGUGAAAGCAUGGAUACUCUCAAGGAGCAAGCUUCGGAGCGUCUGGCUCUCGCUCGCAAUCUCGUCGAAGAGUAUCAAGGUCAAACUCGAGGCUUGAGCGCGGAGAUUGAGGCUGCGGAGAAAAUGAUACGUGAUGAUGUGUUUUAUGAGGCUGUCUCUGCGGACGAAUUGCGAGACGUGUAUAAGGCCAUGGCACGCGAAUUCCUCGGCACCGGUCAUUGGUACAAUUGCGAAAAUGGACAUCCCUUCACAAUUGGUGAGUGUGGAAUGCCUAUGGAGCAAGCCAUAUGUCCAGAGUGCGGAGCGGCUGUUGGCGGUGUUAAUCACACAUCUGUCGAAGGAGUACAGCGGGCGGAUGAUAUCGAAAACCUCGCUCGUGGUAUUGGUGGAAUGGGAAUCCACUGAGCCAGUGUGUAUAGGUAGAGAGUUGCCGUUAUUACAAUGAAAGAUUGAGGGAAAUUGAGGAUUGAGGACCUACCCAAGACGUAUGACUAUCGGAUGGCGCCGAUAUAGGUUUUCUACUUGCUGUUUCUAUUAUAUGUAUCUACUUGAGUUUUUAUUGACCAUUGGAUUCCAGUUUUCUGCGAGAUACAGUCAACAUCUUUCGCAAUCAGUCUAGCACAAUCACCCAGCCACUUCUUGAUACCUACUAGGUAUACAGGUUGGUUACUGGUCAAACUUGCCGUAACGACA
Annulohypoxylon maeteangense is the source of this 6584-nucleotide messenger RNA. RefSeq lists its product as uncharacterized. The coding region runs from base 390 to 6296 and encodes 1968 amino acids. Gene Ontology annotation, molecular function: zinc ion binding; helicase activity. The record is from RefSeq and is a predicted model, not a curated record. The transcript is spliced from 7 exons. Gene Ontology annotation, cellular component: nucleus; nuclear RNA-directed RNA polymerase complex. NCBI's taxonomy places the organism in Eukaryota, Fungi, Ascomycota, Sordariomycetes, Xylariales, Hypoxylaceae. Gene Ontology annotation, biological process: regulatory ncRNA-mediated heterochromatin formation.